UCUCUCUCUCUCUCUCUCUCUCUCUAGAUAUUUCUCUCUCUAGAUCUUCUCUCCGGGUGUUGAGCUCUGUCGGGCUGAGUAUUCAGUUCAGUGAGAGUAACGUACAUCAAUAUUGGUAGAAACAGGGUCAUAGAACUUCGUGAGUGUUGGGGGUUGGGUUUAUUGUCAGGGGAACAUAACACCUCAAUUAUUUGAAAAAUCUCCUUCUUCGCAAAAAAAAAAACCCUCUCUCUCUCACUCUCUCUAAAAUUGGAGCAUUUUGCUCUCUCUCUAACUGACAGAAGGAGUGUUUUUUUGAUUGGGAGUAGAUGGGGGAGAACGGGGUGAGGAAGCAGUAUUUGCAGGUGGAGAGCCAGACCAGAGUGUAUGGGGACAUGGCCAUCGAUAUGCAGCAUCAGGGGUCGAAGUGCUACGACGACGAUGGGCGUCUCAAGAGGACCGGCACGGUCUGGACCGCGAGCGCCCACAUAAUCACCGCCGUGAUCGGCUCCGGCGUUCUCUCUCUAGCCUUUGCCAUUGGGCAGCUCGGCUGGGUCGCCGGCCCGACCGUGAUGGUCCUCUUCUCCUUUGUGACCUACUACACCUCCACCUUGCUCUCCGACUGUUACAGGUCCGGAGACCCGCUCACAGGAAAACGAAACUACACUUACGUGGAUGCUGUCAGAGCCAACAUGAGUGAGUUUAAUGUCCGAUUGUGUGGAUGGCUUCAGUACGCCGGACUCGUUGGAGUGGCAAUUGGCUACACCAUUGCUUCGUCUAUAAGUAUGAUGGCGAUAAAGAGGUCGAACUGUUUCCAUGAAACUCGAGGCAAGAAUCCAUGCCACGUAUCGAGCAACCCUUACAUGAUAAUGUUUGGCAUCACCGAAAUCGUGCUCUCUCAGAUCCCGGACUUCGAUCAGAUCUGGUGGCUCUCCUUUCUCGCUGCCGUCAUGUCCUUCACCUACUCCUCCAUCGGCCUCGGCAUGGGCAUAGGCAAAGUUGCAGUGAACGGGACAAUCAAAGGGAGCAUGACAGGGAUCAGCAUCGGCGCUAUGACCCACGCAGGCCCGAUCACGGCGAUGCAGAAAGUGUGGCGCACCUUCCAAGCCAUGGGCGACAUAGCCUUCGCUUACUCUUACUCCAUAGUCCUUAUAGAGAUUCAAGACAGCCUGAAAUCUCCGCCGUCUGAGGCCAAGACCAUGAGAAAGGCCACCAUGAUCAGCGUCACCGUGACCACCAUAUUCUACAUGCUCUGUGGGUGCAUGGGAUACGCAGCCUUCGGUGACCAGGCCCCCGGCAAUUUGCUCACCGGCUUCGGCUUCUACAACCCAUACUGGCUCCUCGACAUCGCGAACGCCGCCAUCGUGGUCCACUUGGUGGGUGCUUACCAGGUCUAUUGCCAGCCCCUGUUCGCCUUCGUCGAGAAAUACGCCGUGCGGAAGUGGCCGAAGAGUUGGUUCAUUAACCACGAGUUCGAGCUCAGGGUCCCAUUCUACAGCAAAUCCUUCAGCCUGAAUCUCUUUAGGUUGGUGUGGAGGACGUCCUUUGUGUGCAUGACCACUCUCAUUGCCAUGCUCUUCCCUUUCUUUAAUGGCGUGGUGGGGAUCCUUGGGGCUUUUGGGUUUUGGCCAUUGACUGUGUAUUUCCCUGUGGAGAUGUAUAUUUCACAUAUGCACAUACCCAAGUGGUCCACUAAGUGGGUUUGCCUUCGGGCCCUGAGCUUGGCUUGUCUCGUUAUCUCCAUGCUUGCAGCUACUGGAUCAGUUGCAGGCAUGAUUUUUGAGAUGAAGGCAGCUUACAGACCCUUCCAUACAAACUACUGAGAUCACAUCUCUUUCCCUCUCUACAUCUUUCUCUUUCUCUCUCUAAACCCCACCUCUUUCUCCUGUCCCCAUCUCUCUCUUUUCCCUUUUCUCUCUCUUUUUCAAUUGAAUAACAUGUAAUAUUGUAAUUGUUAUUAUGUGGGCUUUGGAAGGGAUUUUGUUUGUUGUAAAUGAAUGGAAAAACCAGUGGUGCUGGUGGGCUUACAUGAAAAUCCAAAAUCUCAAUAUGCCAAAAUGAAAGGCAAAGGCCCUGUUUGGAAGCAUGUACAACUUUUUAGGAUUUUCACAUUCCCAGUGAAAUGGAAAAGGGGGUUAAAAAGUAAGGGAA
Molecule: messenger RNA, 2130 nt
Organism: Amborella trichopoda
Lineage: Eukaryota; Viridiplantae; Streptophyta; Magnoliopsida; Amborellales; Amborellaceae
Product: amino acid permease 4
Source: RefSeq, a predicted model, not a curated record